AUAUAUCUGAAUGAUAAAUAUUGUACCAAACAUUGUGUCACAGCUGAUUGUGAAAGAAAAAUGUAAACAAAAACAUAAAAUUCAUCAUUAAAAAAAAAUUUAUAUCGAAAAAAUAUUUAUUUGUUUAAUUUAAUGUAACAUCAAAUGGCUGGCGAAAAAAAUAUUCUUAGUUUACGAUUUAAUCAAGAUCAAGGAUGUUUCACAUGUUGUAUGGAAUCUGGUCUUAGAGUAUACAAUGUAGAACCAUUAGUGGAAAAAGCUCAUUUGGAAAAUGAUAUAAUGGGAAGUAUAGCUAUUGCAGAAAUGCUUUGGAGAACAAACAUCAUUGCUAUAGUAGGUGGUGGUACAAGACCAAAGUUUGCAGAAAAUACAGUACUUAUUUAUGAUGAUUUAUCUAAAAAAUUUAUAAUGGAAGUUACAUUUACCAGUCCUAUUAAAGCUAUACGAUUACGUAGAGAUAAAAUAAUUUUACAAAACAGAAUGAUAGUAGCACUUCAACGAGAAAUACAUGUUUUCUCAUUUCCUAUGCCUACACGAAGAUUAUUGACUUUAGAAACCAGAGAUAAUCCAAUGGGAUUAAUUGAAGUUGCUACAUUAGCUACUGCACAAAAACAACUUCUUGCUUUCCCUGGCCAUAAACAGGGUAGUGUACAAUUAAUUGAUCUUGGUGCUACAGAAGCAGGAAGUUCUAGUGCUCCUGCAACUCUUGCAGCACAUCAAGGUGCAUUAGCUUGUCUUGCAGUUAAUAGUAGUGGAACAAUGAUAGCAACUGCUUCCACUCAAGGUACAUUAGUUAGAGUAUGGGAUAGCAUACGUAGACACUUGUUAGUGGAAUUGAGAAGAGGUGCUGAUCCUGCAACACUUUAUUGCAUUACAUUUAGUAGAGAUUCGGAAUUCUUAUGUGCUUCUAGUGAUAAAGGAACAGUACACAUAUUUGCAUUAAAAGACACACAAUUAAAUCGCAGAUCCACUUUUUCAAAAAUGGGAUUUUUGGGAAAUUACGUUGAAAGUCAAUGGGCAUUGGCUACAUUCACAGUACCACCAGAAUGUGCUUGCGUAUGUGCAUUUGGUACAAGAAGUUCUGUCAUAGCAAUUUGUAUGGAUGGAACAUUUCAUAAAUAUGUUUUUACUGCCGAUGGAAAUUGUAACCGUGAAGCAUUUGAUGUCUUCCUAGAUGUUUGUGAUCAUGAUGACUUUUAACAUGAACUGUAUAUUACAUUUAGAACAUGUUUUAGAAUAUCUGUAGGAAAGUUUCCAGUCAUUUUAAAUAAGAAACUUCUUGCUGCAAUAUCUGUAUUGUAAAUAAUUAGGAAAAUAAUUAUAAGAAGAGUACAAGUCACUACAUUUAUUGAUUUCUCAAUAACAUAUUGAAUGUUCUUCAGUCUAUUUUAUAUACAUUAACAUUUUAGUAACAUAUGUUUAAGACAUAAUAAAAAUUAAUUUUAUAUCUUUAA
Messenger RNA from Apis dorsata (giant honeybee), 1454 nucleotides. RefSeq names its product WD repeat domain phosphoinositide-interacting protein 4-like. NCBI's taxonomy places the organism in Eukaryota, Metazoa, Arthropoda, Insecta, Hymenoptera, Apidae. Gene Ontology annotation, cellular component: extrinsic component of membrane; cytosol; phagophore assembly site membrane. The transcript is spliced from 7 exons. The record is from RefSeq and is a predicted model, not a curated record. Gene Ontology annotation, molecular function: phosphatidylinositol-3-phosphate binding; protein binding; phosphatidylinositol-3,5-bisphosphate binding. The coding region runs from base 145 to 1200 and encodes 351 amino acids. Gene Ontology annotation, biological process: protein lipidation; nucleophagy; protein localization to phagophore assembly site.